CCGCUGUCAUUUGCGUUAUCAGUGUGCGUCCGGUGCAGUGAGUGUGUGUGAGCAGAAGCAGAAAUGGCAGCAAGGUUAUUGAGAGCAGCAGUCCGGGCCUCGGCUCUGUACCGCGGGUCUCCCGCUCUGGGGCUCACCAGGGGAAUGGCGGCUGGAGGCAUUCCCACUGAUGAACAGCAGGCCACAGGGCUGGAGAAAAGAGUUCUGAAGUCCUUAAAGGCUGGCACGGACCCAUACAGUGUGCUGAAGCCAAAGCAGUACGCUGGCUCCAAAGACGACCCGCACAUUGUCCCCUCCGUCAACAACAAGCGCAUCGUCGGCUGUGUCUGUGAGGAGGACAACACGGCCAUUGUGUGGUUCUGGCUGCAUGAAGGAGAAGCUCAGCGUUGUCCAUCCUGUGGCUCGCACUAUAAACUUGUUCCUCAUGAGCUUCCUCAUUGAGACUCUAAGCAUUCAGCACUGGUUUUCUCCUUUGUUAAUUAAUAACAUUAUUCCCCACACACAAUCGCUACAGUUACACAACCAACUGUACCAGGUGUAUGUCACAGCAGUUACUCCUAAUAAACACCUUACAUGUGUGUA
Messenger RNA from Silurus meridionalis, 582 nucleotides. Its product is annotated as cytochrome c oxidase subunit 5B, mitochondrial. NCBI's taxonomy places the organism in Eukaryota, Metazoa, Chordata, Actinopteri, Siluriformes, Siluridae. The coding region runs from base 64 to 441 and encodes 125 amino acids. Gene Ontology annotation, cellular component: mitochondrial envelope. Gene Ontology annotation, biological process: mitochondrial electron transport, cytochrome c to oxygen. The transcript is spliced from 4 exons. The record is from RefSeq and is a predicted model, not a curated record.